Daldinia vernicosa is the source of this 870-nucleotide messenger RNA. RefSeq lists its product as uncharacterized. The record is from RefSeq and is a predicted model, not a curated record. Gene Ontology annotation, cellular component: mitochondrial large ribosomal subunit; ribosome. The coding region runs from base 218 to 757 and encodes 179 amino acids. Gene Ontology annotation, molecular function: structural constituent of ribosome. The transcript is spliced from 3 exons. Lineage: Eukaryota; Fungi; Ascomycota; Sordariomycetes; Xylariales; Hypoxylaceae. Gene Ontology annotation, biological process: mitochondrial translation.
GUACCUGAAGUAUUAUUUUAUUUUAUUUUAUUUUAUUUAUGGUACCCGUCAUAAAGGUGGGUCCGCGAAGUCGGAAUUUUCACCUACCGACAUAGAGAAUGAAUUGGACUCGUCAAUGCGUGUGUUAGGUAAAUUUAAGAUAAAAGAUAAUAUUGUGGACAAUCUUGUAUAGAGUCUUAUAUCUCUCUAUCUCAGCCGUAGUCGCCAUCGAAGCACAAUGGCGACAAAGUUCUUCCGAAUAGGGAAGAAGCAAGUCUUCUUACCCGAUCACACCGUCGCCUUCCUACGACCGCGAGAUAACCAACCUCCAAACUUCGCUACGUUCAGGGUACCUCUAACGUUCAACAAGUUUGACUUGCGCGACUACCUGCUGCACGCAUAUAAUGUGCCGACACUAGGCAUACGAUCGCAGCUGACGCAGCGCCGGCCGCGGCGCUCUAAGAUGCACCAUCGCAUCUACCGGCCGCCACCGGUCAAGACGAUGACAGCGGAGCUGCACCAGCCGUUCAAGUGGCUCGAUGCCCCGGAGAACCUGGACGUAUGGAACCCACCGAUGCUGGAGAGGCGGCGCAAGGAGCAGGAGAGGCAGGAGAAGUGGCAGAAGACCGCUGAAAAGAAGGGCACGUUCCCCCUAAGAGACGAGCAAGGCGCGUCGAAAUCUAGAGUUGCGCUGAAGCAGGAGGCGAAGAGGUUGCUGAGGGAUGGGAACUGGGAGAACGAUAGGGAGUUAGACCCCAAGUUCAAUCGGAGGGAGUGAAUGUGAGGAGGAUAAAAGGAAAAAAUAAAAACUUGAAUUCUCAAGCAUGAAGGAGGGGAGGGGACGGGGCAAUGGUUAAGGACUCUAUUCUGUGGGCAUGAUGGAGGACGACU